Messenger RNA from Rhizophagus irregularis DAOM 181602=DAOM 197198, 624 nucleotides. The record is from RefSeq and is a predicted model, not a curated record. Lineage: Eukaryota; Fungi; Glomeromycota; Glomeromycetes; Glomerales; Glomeraceae.
AAAAAUUUUUUCAUUGGUUGGCCAAAUUCCUUAAAAACGCGUUUAUUUACAGAUUUUUGUUUGUUCAAAAUUUAAUUCAAAAAAGAUGAAAACAAAAAAUGGGAAAAAAAUGAUUGAAAAUUUCUUAAACAGACGGAAAAACUCGGCCUUGAUUAUUAAACUUAGAUUUUGUACAAAGAAUUCAUUAUGCGAAGAGUUAACGAAUUAUGGCAUGGCGUGAUCUCAAUAUUUCAAUAUGAAUAAUAUUUACAAUAAUAUUGUUAAUAUUUGCAUAAUUGUUUUGUUGUACAAUAAAUAUUAUUUUUUCGCAAUAUUUUACUCUUGGAUCGAUUAUGUACUAAUUAAUAAUUCAUUAAAUUUAUUCACUUACAGUAUAUACUUGAAUAUAAAACGCGCUUCCAAUCGCUCUCUCACAAAAAAGAAUCGCAAAUUUGGACAACAAUUUUGUUAUAAGCUUUGCUUGCUGGUCUCCCUCGUAAUGUUCUUGCAGGGGACAUUUUUACUUUUUCUACAAAAUAUAUUCAAUCACAAGAUUCAAGAUUCCAAAUUUAGUUAAUAAUAGGAAUUAUCAAUAUAUAUAAAUAAAUAAAUAUAUUUAUUUAUAUAUAUUACUUUACGAAAUUU